AUGUCUUUCGGAAAAACUUCCACUUUCAUACCUUUCAUGCGGAAUUACGAAGAAACCAUUUCAUGCGGUCACAAGAAACCGUCUCAUGCGGGGUGCGCAGCUAUUUGUUGGAUAACAUCACACUCGAUGUCAUUGGAAUCAAUGGACGUUGUAAAAUGCAUGCAGAUUGCUUUCCUCUCCUUCAUAAAUCGUGUGACAGACCCUGCGAACAAAAAGAAAACCGAGAUUGGAGGAGGUCAGAACCAUAUACCAUUGUCGUGUCAUACAUACAAAUAUUACCUCAAUGGUGUUAACAUUGUUCACGAGCUCCUUCAACAACAAAUUUUAUGGGGUAGGUCCCCGGAAUUGAAGGCCCCGGAGUUGGCAUCAAAAACGCCGUACAUCAUUUGCGACACAAUGCACACACC
Acaulospora morrowiae is the source of this 407-nucleotide messenger RNA. The record is from the annotation of a GenBank genome assembly. Lineage: Eukaryota; Fungi; Glomeromycota; Glomeromycetes; Diversisporales; Acaulosporaceae.